AUGGCUCCAGCGAGUAAUUGGUUAUCCUUCUCUUUAAUGUCUCCCAUGGAAAUUCUCAGGUCCUCUGAGUCUGAAUCUCCCUUUGUUCCCUAUGACACAUCCUCCACCGCCUCUCCUCACUACUUCCUUGAUAACUUCUAUGCCAACGGCUGGACGAACCCCAAGUCCCAAGGGUUUUUUGCAGACGGUGAAGAUCACAACAACCAGAGCAAACAAGGCCACGCCGAUUCACCCAAUCUCACCAGCUUCAUCGACCCACAGAGCCAUCACCAACCUAUUCCAAAGCUGGAGGACUUUCUAGGCGAUUCUUCAUCCAUGGUGCGCUAUUCCGAUAGCCAAACAGAGACCCAAGACUCCUCGUCCCUGACCCACAUGUACGACCAGAGCUCGGCCUAUUUUGGCGACCAUCAGCAGCAGCAAGAUCUCAAGGCGAUUACUGGGUUUCAGGCCUUUUCGACGAACUCGGGCUCGGAAGUGGAGGACUCGGCGACCAUGGCCCGGACGACUCAGCUCGCUGGCGGCGAAUUCACGGGUCAUUCUAUUGAGUCGAACGGGAACGAGUUGGGAGGCGGGUUCUCUAGCUGUGGCACAAAUGCUCUGUCGCUUGGGGUCACCACCCAGAGCUCUUCUCAGUCUAAAGCCAUUGUUCCCGCGGACAGCGACGGCUCUAAGAAGAUCGCUGAUACUUUUGGCCAGAGGACUUCAAUUUACAGAGGGGUCACUAGACACCGGUGGACGGGUAGAUAUGAAGCGCAUCUAUGGGAUAACAGCUGUAGAAGAGAGGGUCAGGCCAGGAAAGGGCGUCAAGUUUACUUGGGUGGAUAUGACAAGGAAGAUAAGGCAGCAAGGGCUUAUGAUUUGGCUGCUCUGAAAUACUGGGGUCCUACUGCAACUACCAACUUUCCAGUUUCGACUUACAGCAGAGAACUGGAAGAUAUGAAACAUGUAACCAAGCAAGAAUUCAUUGCGUCGCUCAGAAGGAAAAGCAGUGGUUUUUCGAGGGGAGCUUCUAUUUACCGGGGGGUUACAAGGCAUCAUCAACAAGGCCGAUGGCAAGCAAGGAUAGGCCGUGUUGCCGGGAACAAAGACCUAUACCUUGGGACAUUUGCCACUGAAGAGGAAGCAGCAGAGGCAUAUGACAUAGCGGCCAUAAAGUUCAGGGGUAUUAAUGCAGUUACAAAUUUUGAGAUGAAUCGAUAUGAUGUUGAAGCUAUUGGCAAGAGUUCUCUUCCUGUCGGUGGGGCAGCGAAGCGCUUAAAGCUCUCACUCGAAGCUGAAGAGCAGAAACCAUCUGUAAACCAUGAUCAGCAGCGUCCUCAAUGCAGCAGCGGCAGCAACAACAUCAAUUUUACUUCGAUGCAGCCAGCAGUUCAAUCGAUACCGUGUGGGAUUCCUUAUGAUGCUGCAGCUGCAACAGCAUAUUAUCAUCACAACCUCUUCCAGCAAUUUCAACCGAACUACUAUGGCGCUUGUGAUUCAUCCGGAUUAACCCCUAGCAUUGCAACUCAGAUGAGCAUGAUGCCGCAGCAGCCAGCUGAGUUUUAUAUUUGGCCUCACCACCAAUCCAAUUGA
This is a messenger RNA of Prunus armeniaca (apricot), 1572 nucleotides long. NCBI's taxonomy places the organism in Eukaryota, Viridiplantae, Streptophyta, Magnoliopsida, Rosales, Rosaceae. The record is from the annotation of a GenBank genome assembly.